AUGUCGUUUAUCGGGUUGGACAAGAAGAGGAAAUCAGUUGUGUGCAAAUGCAUCCCAUUGACCAAAGUGGCCAGCUCUAGAUACCUUCGCAGUUGCGUGAAGCCGUGUGCGGGCGAUUACAACAUCAGGCACCCAGUUCUUUACGAACUGUCGAGCAAGUAUGGAGUGGCUGGCAGUGACCAGGUGCCCUUGCCGGCGCGUCUUGACGUGCUGCGAGAACACAUACGCCGAGAAAUACGCAAGGAGCUGAAAAUAAAGGCUGGUGCGGAGAAGCUGAGGGAGGUCGCGACCGAUCGCAAGUCGCUCUCGGAUGUCGCGACUAUUGUGAAGAAGGCGAACAGCAAGCUGAACGAGCUCCAAGCGGAGCUCCAGCAGCUCGAGAGUCAAAUUAUACUGACGCAGGGCCAGCCUCAAUCACCGCAGCAGAAUCACUCCAACGGUCAAGACACGCCUCUAUCACCGAUGGGGCCUUCGUCGCCGAGUCAGGAAGGUCUAUUCACGGAUCUUCGACUUCUGUCCUUGGAGAAGCAGCUCAAUAUCGAACUAAAGGUCAAGCAAGGUGCUGAAAACAUGAUUCAGAGUUUAACGAGUGGCCAUCGCGAUAAGAAAUUGCUACAGGAGGCUCAACAAAUGCUAGAUGAUUCCCGCGCCAAAAUCGAGUUCCUACGUAUGCGGAUUAUGAAGGUGCGCCAGGCACGGCAGCAGCAACAGCGAGGCGAUGCACCACCACCGAAUGGUGAAACAACUAGUAAUAAAGACAGGUACGAGCCCAGCUUGGAGCUCGCAUUGGAGGAGAGGGUGGAGGAGCUGCGGCAUCGAUUACGAAUAGAAGCAGCUGUCGUAGAAGGUGCCAAGAACGUGAUACGUCUUCUACAAAGUGCCAAAGUUGCUGAUAAGAAGGCCCUAACUGAGGCGCAAGCAAGCCUCGCGGAAUCCAGUAGAAAAUUGGACUUACUCAGAUUGUCCCUCGAGCUCAGAAGGCAAGAGCUACCUCCCGACAGUGGUACCGCAGCUCAAUUAAAGAGAGAAUUAGCUAGCGUUCAGUCGGCUAGUCCAGUUCCUGUUACAUAUACAUCAUUACAACCGUUUCGCGGUCCUUUAGAGGGUAAAGCUACUGUACCAGCUUCAGUAUCGAGAUGCGCAGCUGUCACAGGACAAUUAGAGGUAAGAUUAAUGGGAUGUCAAGACUUAGCGGAAGAAGUGCCUGGGCGUACGAGGAGGGAACACCCCGCUAGUCCUGAUUUACGUAGCUUCGUUAAAGGUGUUACAGGACGCAGCUCAAGCAAGUCAUAUAGUGUGAAAGACGAAACAAGCAAUGAUAUUAUGGCAGUUAUAAAAUUGGAUAACCAAACCGUAGGACAAACUAGUUGGCGUCCAUGUUCCCAACAAGCUUGGGACCAAAGGUUUUCUAUCGAACUUGAUAAAUCAAGAGAACUUGAAAUAGGCAUUUAUUGGAAAGAUUGGAGAUCUCUUUGUGCAGUCAAGUUUUUACGUUUAGAAGAAUUCAUUGAUGACGUUAGACACGGCAUGGCUCUACAGUUGGAACCACAAGGCCUUCUGUUCGCAGAAAUAAAAUUCCUAAAUCCGAUGAUAUCACGAAAGCCUAAAUUGCAGCGUCAACGCAAGAUCUUUAAGCAGCAAGUGAAAAAUUUCCCAAGAGCAAAUCAAAUGAACAUAAAUGUUGCAACGUGGGGUAGGCUGCUUAAACGUUCGGCGCCUUCAUUGCACAAUUCCAGAAGUUCAGAAAGUCCACCGUCAGGACCACAACCGUUGCAACUUGUAUUUGAUACCUCAGUAGAAGACAAGCCUGAAACUCCCGGUGAAGUGCCUGAUCCAGAAAAAGGCGGAUUGGGUGGUGCACGGCCUUUAGGUAUGUCAACAUCGAGUAGUAGUCCAACUUUACCACGUCCUCCGGAGCAUCCUCCCCCACCGCCACCAACUGCGCCAAAAAAGUCUUCUGCACCUGCACCUACAUCACCUCCUAAAUUGGAUCAAGAGUUACAGAGUGCAUUAAGGGAGUUUGAUUUUCUGCACAACGAGGAAAAGGGCGGGCCUCAGGGUGCAAAUUUGAGGCCCCUUGUGACAGAGCCCCGCCCUGUGCUGAUUGCACCACCCUCUCCACGCACACCCUCGCCCCAACCUGUCGUCGAGUUUCCUGAGGAUGAGGUUGUAUAUGAAAUGCCAGCUAGACCUCUUCAAUAUAGAGAUAGUGCCUAUGAGUCAAGAAGACAUUCUCAGCUCACUGGUAUGACCUUGGAGAAUUUCAGACUGCUCUCCGUACUUGGUCGUGGACAUUUUGGCAAAGUGAUACUGUCGCAAUAUAGAAAUACGGGAGAGUACUUUGCAAUCAAAGCCUUAAAGAAAGGAGAUAUUAUAGCUAGAGAUGAAGUGGAGUCAUUACUUUCUGAAAAGAGAAUAUUUGAAGUAGCAAAUACGACGCGUCAUCCUUUCCUCGUUAAUUUAUUUGCGUGCUUUCAAACUGAGGCACAUGUAUGUUUUGUAAUGGAAUAUGCAGCUGGCGGUGAUCUCAUGAUGCAUAUACAUGCUGAUGUUUUCGGAGAGCCACGCGCUGUGUUCUAUUCUGCUUGUGUAGUUCUCGGAUUGCAAUAUUUACAUGAAAAUCGUAUUAUUUACAGAGAUUUAAAAUUAGAUAAUCUACUAUUAGAUACAGAAGGUUAUGUUAAAAUCGCAGACUUUGGUUUAUGUAAAGAAGGUAUGGGAUUUGGAGACAGAACAGGUACUUUCUGCGGUACUCCUGAAUUCUUAGCACCCGAAGUUCUGACAGAGACUUCUUACACGCGAGCUGUAGAUUGGUGGGGUCUUGGAGUCUUAAUAUUUGAAAUGUUGGUUGGAGAGUCCCCUUUCCCAGGUGAUGACGAAGAAGAAGUAUUCGAUUCCAUUGUAAAUGACGAAGUACGAUAUCCAAGAUUCCUUUCUCUGGAAGCAAUCGCAAUUAUGAGAAGAUUACUCAGGAAGAAUCCAGAAAGGAGAUUAGGUAGCAGUGAAAGAGACGCUGAAGAUGUUAAGAAACAAGCAUUUUUCAGACACAUAGCUUGGGAUGAUUUACUCCUAAGACGUGUGAAACCACCUUUUGUACCAGUAAUUCAUUCAGUGGAAGAUGUGAGUAAUUUCGAUGAAGAGUUCACAUCAGAGAAGCCACAACUAACGCCUCCAAAAGAUCCUCGGCCUCUUAGCGACUUAGAGCAGAGUCUAUUCAAAGACUUUACUUACAUGGCUGAUUGGUGCUAG
Messenger RNA from Cyphomyrmex costatus, 3249 nucleotides. RefSeq names its product serine/threonine-protein kinase N (gene Pkn). The transcript is spliced from 18 exons. The coding region runs from base 1 to 3249 and encodes 1082 amino acids. The record is from RefSeq and is a predicted model, not a curated record. Gene Ontology annotation, molecular function: small GTPase binding; ATP binding; protein serine/threonine kinase activity. Gene Ontology annotation, biological process: signal transduction; protein phosphorylation. NCBI's taxonomy places the organism in Eukaryota, Metazoa, Arthropoda, Insecta, Hymenoptera, Formicidae.